AUGGCGCAGAGCGACGAUGACGCACCCCUGCGCGUGUUCAGCACAUCGACGAAGAUGUACCUCAUACGCCGCGAAGGAGGCGUUGGAGAGGAGGUCUUCCGCGUGCUCAAGAUCGACCGAACGGAGUACACGCGGCUGGAGUGCGACGUCGACCCGCACGCCUACACCUCGGGGCAAGUCAACGCGCUGCUGACGUCCAUCGCCUCCGGCAACAGCGCCACUGGCGGCCUGAAGCCCGUUUGCAGCGGAUACGGGCUGGUCGGCACGAUCCGCUUCCUUCAGGGCAUUUACCUGCUGUUGGUGACGAAGCAGCGGCUCAUCGGCCUGAUCAACGGCCACGCGUGCUACGGCAUCGACAAGACCAUCUGCAUUCCGAUCAACAGCUGCUGCACGUUCCCCUCGGACACCAGCGCCGACGAGCGCAGGUACCAGCGCAUGCUCACCAGCAUCAACAUCACGCGCGACUUUUUCUUCUGCGAGACGUACGCGCUCACCAGCACCCUCCAGCGCAACCUCCGCGCGCCGCCGGACCCCGGCGCGUGCCUCGAGUCGCGGUACUGCUGGAACGAGUUCCUCACGCGCGACCUCCGCGCCGCGCUCGGCGCCCCCGCCGCCGCCGCGUGGGCCGUGGCGCUCAUCCACGGCGCGCUCAAGCAGCAGACGUUCUCGUGCUACGGCCGGCAGUUCACGAUCACGCUCGUCGCGCGGCGCAGCCGCAUCUUCGCGGGGACGCGCUUCCUCAAGCGCGGCACGAACGCGCAGGGCCACGUGGCGAACUGCGUCGAGGUGGAGCAGAUCCUGGACUGCAACCGCAACAGCGAGGGGCGGCCGGGGUACGUCGCGGGCUUCGUGCAGAUCCGCGGGUCGAUCCCGCUGUUCUGGCACCACCACCAGGAGGCCGGGGCGAUGGCCGCGAAGCCGACGAUCGUGCUGCAGGCCUGCGACCCGCUGCACAACGCCACCACGCGCCACUUCGCCGACCUGCUGUUCGAGUACGGCGUGCCGUGCAUCGCGCUGAACCUCGUCAAGCAGCGCGCGCACGAGAAGAAGCCGCGCGAGUCCGUGCUGGGCGACGCGUACCGCGCCGCAGUCGAGUUCGUCAACCGCCGCCUGGACCCGGGGAAGCGCGUCACGCUGCACGAGUACGAUUUCAGCCACACCGUGCGCGAGCCCGACGGCAACUCGCGCGUCCUGGACGACCUCUACCACCUCGGCCACCGCUGGGCCGCGUCGCUCGGGAUCUUCGCUGCGUCCCGGCGCGGCCGCGACGGCGCCUGGCGCGUCCACAGCGCGCAGACCGGCGUGGUGCGGACCAACUGCAUCGACUGCAUCGACCGCACGAACAUCGCGCAGUUCGUGCUCAGCGUCGCCAACCUCGGCCACCAGCUCCACGGGGCCGGCAUCAUGCAGGACUGCCACCUGGGCCUGGAGUCGGACAUCUCGCUCGCGCUGAUCGACAUGUGGCGGUCGGUGGGCGACGCGCUCGCGCGGCAGUACGGCGGCAGUGACGCGCACGCGCACGUCAUCCUGCGGCAGCAGGGCAACAGCGAGCUCGACACGCAGCGGCAGCACCUCAUGAACGCGCUGCGGAGGCUCGUGGCCAACCAGUACUUCGACGGCGAGCGGCAGGACCUCAUGAAUCUAUUUCUGGGCAACUUCACGCCGGCGCGCGGGGGCGUGCAGAUCUGGAACCUCGGGUCGGACCACUGGCUGCACCACGGGCCGCGGCAGGGAGGCACCGCCGCGGAACACCCCCCCGCGCUCAGGGGGGACUCUCUGGCGAUCUCCGCGCCCGACGUGCAGGCGCUGCUUGCGGCGGUGAACGCUGGGGGGCAGCAGGGGUUCAGCACGCCGGGGAGGGACCUCACGCUCUUCGACGAGCUCGUCAUCGACGCCCCAGCAAAGGUCGUCUCCGGCGCCUACAGCCGCCCCGCCGCCUCCGGCCGCGGGGUCACCGCGCACCUGGCCACCGACGCCGACACCUCGACCCUCAACGCGUCCUCGCAGCUCGAGCGCACGUCCGCGAGCCUCCGCACGGGCCUCGCGACGCCUCACGGCGCCCAUGCGACCGCCGCGCUGCCCCCGCGUAGCCUCGGCCCGCGACGCACCGUCUCCCUGGGCCCCGGCAUGCUCCUAGGCCGCGCGUCCCUCGACGGCAAGCCCGCGGCGGACUCAGCGCGCCCGUCGCACAUGACCGGGCACUGGCCCGCGGGGCAGCCGCCUGAGGACGCGGGGGGCGCGACGUUUCUGUCCGGGGGCAGCACGCGCGCCUCGUCGACGGGCGAGCAUGGCACGGCCAGCUUCGACACGUCGGGCGACGGCGCGGGCAACGGACGGAGCUUCCUGCGGCGGCUGUCGUCGCGGCUGCGCGACCUGACAAACACGGGCUUCCUGCGCCUCCCGGGCAUGUCGCGCACGUCGUCGUCGGGGGAGCCGUCGUUCCUGCGAGACAUCCCCGCGGCGGGGCAGGGCGGUGCGAAGCGCUCGUCCGCGCCGCUGAGCUCCGAGGACGUGCUGCGGAAGAUGUACGACAGGAUCUACGAGGGGGUUGGUGCGGGGGGGGAGGGGUUUGAGGGAGGGGGUGUCAGGGCCGCGCCGGCGGGCGCGGCGGGAGCGCGCGGCGGUGGCCCCGCGAGGGACUUUGCGCGGUGGUGCUCGCUGGACCCGCGGCAGCUGGAGGAGAGCAUGCUGGAGGUGCGGACGCGCGCGGGGGGAGUCGCGGAUGCACACCAGGGGGUGUUUGAUGCGCCGGGGGGAGUGGCGGGCAUGCUGGGGGCGGGAGGCCGAGGGGCGUGA
Molecule: messenger RNA, 2796 nt
Organism: Pedinophyceae sp. YPF-701
Lineage: Eukaryota; Viridiplantae; Chlorophyta; Pedinophyceae
Source: the annotation of a GenBank genome assembly